AUGGCGCAUCCUCCUAAUCAGAAGCACUUAUUCGAACUCUUACAAGACGACCAGGAGCCCUUCUUGCUCCAGGACUACAUUGCCGACCGCCGCUGCCAAAUCAUCCGAACCAGAGUUCAAGCCAAGCACCAGUACUGCUAUUCCUCGGCAUCUCUCCAGCAGCCGCCGGGGGCGGUCAAGAAACGGCGACCCAUUUCCCGAAACUUAGCGAGAAGCGCUUGUUUCUUGUCCUUUUCUGCUGAUUCCCCUGUUUCCGGCGACCCGCGGAAAUCGCCACUCUGUUUCCCCAAAUCCCCUGUUAUCGGUAGCCCUGCUGCUGCCGCCGUCCGCCGAUCCAAAACGGCGUCGCUUCUCCUUGAGGCCGCGCUCCGAAUCUCACAGAAGAAGCAGCAGCAGCAGCAGAGGUCGUCGGCCAAGGCGCGGAACGGGGGGAUUUUCGGAUCUCUGCUCCGGCGAAUCACGCAGGGGCGGCGGAAGGGCGGUAAAAUCGACGGCGGGGAGAGCGGCAAGGUGUCGGUGAAGGAUGUUCUGAGGUGGGAUUUCCAGGAUUCUCCCUCAGCCAAGAGCUCAAAAUCAAAGUCCAGCUCGCCGUCGUUGAGAAAUGGCCGGACCGGCCGUGGCGGUUGCGAGACGACGGCGCCGGGGAGUACUGGGCCCAACAGCGCAGUUUGGUCGGAGAGUACCAAUGCCGAUUUGGAUUUGGACGGUUGUUCCUCUGCCGGCAGAAGCAGUUGCUGCCUGUCCGACGAGGAGGAGAUGGAGUUCGUCAACGAGAUAAUGGAAUUCGCUUCCAGCGAUAACAAGCAGUUCUGCGAAAGCCCUUUCCGUUUUGUCCUUCAGACCAGCCCGUCGUCGUCCGGCUGCCGGACUCCCGACUUCUCGUCGCCGGCCGCCUCUCCAAUCCGUCUCAAAGCUGAGGGGAAUGAGAAUAACAGCGAUGGCGAAAGCUUGAAGAAACUGAAACAGCAAGCCGGUAAUGAAGAAGAAGCAGAAGAAGAGAAGGAACAAUGCAGCCCUGUCUCAGUUCUGGACCCACUCUUCGCCGACGACGAUGAAGACGACUACUGCGAUGACGAUCAAACCCAGGACGACGGUUUCGAUAUGGAGUGCAGUUUUGCGUUUGUACAGAGAGCAAAGCACCAGCUGCUACAGAAGCUCCGAAGAUUCGAGAGGCUUGCAGAGCUCGACCCCAUCGAGCUCGAGAAGCUAAUGCUCGAGCAUGAUGACGAAGAAGAAGAGGAGGAAACAGAGGAAAUAGAAGAAGGGGAAGAUGAAAAGAGCCAGUUUGUGAUAGACGAGCUUAGCAGGUCGAGCUUCCAAUGCAUCCCUCGAGACAUGAAGAGGUUGGUAUCCGACCUCAUCGACGAGGAGGAGCGAGGAUCAAUUCGUAACAACAAUGUCUCGGGUGCAAGUGAAGAUGCUGCGGCGAGAAGGGUGUGCAAGAGGUUCGAGUCGUGGAAGGACGUGGAGUCCAACACCAUAGAGAUGAUGGUGGAGCAAGAUUUCGUUCGUUCAGAAGGCGAAUGGAGAGGGAAUCGAGAUGAGGUCUCGGAUGCAGCGAUCGAGAUUGAAGUUGCCAUCUUUGGGUUGCUAGCUGAGGAACUAGCAGAGGAGUUACUGCUACUGACACAAGGUGGUGGUCCGUUGAUGGUAUGA
This is a messenger RNA of Linum trigynum, 1656 nucleotides long. NCBI's taxonomy places the organism in Eukaryota, Viridiplantae, Streptophyta, Magnoliopsida, Malpighiales, Linaceae. The record is from the annotation of a GenBank genome assembly.